AAUCUCGGUCACAGUUUCCCAUCAGCUUUCCGCUCUACUCGACCAUAUCGAACAUAAUAAAAUCGUUGGGAGCUCCGGGACGAAGGGUGCUUCUGCACUUGGCUUACGGUACUAUUCCUGCAAAUCGAGCCAUAGUUCCUCGCUUCCAUGGCGACUUCUUCAGCGAUUCUAUCAGUUGCCGGUGGAGUACAUUUUGGGGCCUGCGGUCUUCAAUCAAAUAAGCUCAAAUCGUUAAUUGGUCACCAGUCACAACUGUCAAUGCAUCGGAGCUCAAAGCAGCCUAAUAAGUUGCAAAAGUUAUCCGUUCAAGCUGAAUAUGGUGAUGGUUCCAGAGGAGGAGGUGGUGAUUUUCUCGCUGGUUUUCUCUUAGGAGGAGCAUUGUUUGGAACCUUGGCUUAUGUCUUCGCUCCACAGAUCCGGAGGUCAAUAUUAAACGAAGAUGAAUCAGGGUUUCGACGCGCCAAGCGACCUAUAUAUUACUACGACGAUGGCCUUGAGCAGAAAACACGUCAAACUCUGAAUGCUAAGAUUAGCCAACUAAAUUCAGCCAUAGACAACGUCUCCUCACGUUUAAGGGGUGGAAACAAUAAUACACCUGCACCCGAGCUUAUUGAAACUGACCCAGAGGUAGAAGCCACCCUUUAGAACUCUUCUUAUUUUAUAUUCUUCAAUCAACAUAGAUAUUUUAAGCUAAAAUACUACAUUUUGCAUUUUUAUAUUAAUGUUUAGACUUUAUGGUCACAAAAUUGAUCAUUGGUGUUACUUUUUUUAUUUUGUCUUGA
Phalaenopsis equestris is the source of this 782-nucleotide messenger RNA. RefSeq lists its product as uncharacterized. The transcript is spliced from 5 exons. The record is from RefSeq and is a predicted model, not a curated record. Lineage: Eukaryota; Viridiplantae; Streptophyta; Magnoliopsida; Asparagales; Orchidaceae. Gene Ontology annotation, cellular component: chloroplast inner membrane; chloroplast thylakoid membrane. The coding region runs from base 148 to 645 and encodes 165 amino acids.